AUGAGCAAAACCGGAGAUUUCGAAAGCGUCGCUGCGGAUAUCAAAAAGCUGUUACAUCAACCAGAGUAUGACGAUGGCAGUGCUGGACCGGUUCUAAUACGUCUGGCAUGGCAUUCUGCCGGUACGUACUGUGCGGAGACCGACACUGGUGGUAGCAAUGGAGCCGGCAUGCGUUACGAGGCUGAAGGCGGCGACGAAGCAAACGCAGGCCUCCAACAUGCCCGCGUAUUCCUGGAACCCGUCAAAGAGAAGCACUCAUGGAUAUCUUACGCCGAUCUGUGGACACUGGCAGCUGUCGUUGCAUUGAAAGAGAUGGGAGGACCACAAGUCAAAUGGCUCGCUGGUAGAACAGAUUACGUCGACGACAGUAAACUCCCUCCUCGCGGACGUCUUCCAGAUGGUGCUCAGGGUGCCGACCAUAUCCGAUUUAUCUUUUACCGCAUGGGUUUCAACGAUCAAGAGAUUGUCGCGCUCAGUGGUGCGCACAACCUGGGACGUAUGCACAAGGACAGAAGCGGCUUCCACGGACCAUGGGUCCCAAACCCUACGCGAUUCAACAACACAUACUUCAAGAUCAUGACCGAUUACGAGUGGAAGGAAAAGACGCUCGACAAUGGCGUCAAGCAAUUCGUUUACAUUGACGAGGAUCUGGAUGAAGAGUUGGCCAUGCUGCCGACCGAUCUCGCACUUGUCAAGGACGAGUCAUUCAGUCCUUGGGUCCAGAAGUAUGCCAAAGACAAGGACCUCUUCUUUGAGCACUUUGCAAAGGCCUUUGGCAAGCUCCUAGAAUUGGGUAUCCAGAGAGACGCCAAUGGCAACAUCUGCAACUCUGAUAACGUCAAGGGUGGCUAUCACGCCGCACCGAAGAAGUCCUCCAAGCCUGGCAAACCGAAGACUGCUGGAGAUGGUAUUGCCGAGCCUCUACAGGAAGAGAAUGCUCGUUUCAAGGCUAGACUAUAG
Molecule: messenger RNA, 960 nt
Organism: Aureobasidium subglaciale EXF-2481
Lineage: Eukaryota; Fungi; Ascomycota; Dothideomycetes; Dothideales; Saccotheciaceae
Product: class II peroxidase
Exons: 2
Coding region: 1-960 (319 amino acids)
Biological process (GO): cellular response to oxidative stress; response to reactive oxygen species; hydrogen peroxide catabolic process
Molecular function (GO): heme binding; peroxidase activity
Source: RefSeq, a predicted model, not a curated record